This is a messenger RNA of Drosophila kikkawai, 6682 nucleotides long. Lineage: Eukaryota; Metazoa; Arthropoda; Insecta; Diptera; Drosophilidae. The record is from RefSeq and is a predicted model, not a curated record.
UGUAAAAAUCUCUUAAACAAAAAAAGAGUGGCAAUAUCUCGUACAAUAAUACAAUUGGCUCCGGCGGUUAGUUUAAGCUUUUCGAAAUGAUUUAAAUUUAGUUUCUCGUCGAUUUUCAACGCGUUCGCAAGCCAAAAACAGUGCCCAGAAUCUGCGCCGUGGUCGCAUGGCAGCGCGAAAGAGAUGCAGCUAUCCGCCGUAUAGGUAUUUCGAGAGCUCGACGAUCGGCGGUUAUAUUAAAGAUAUAUAAAUAUACAUAUGUAUGCUCGGGCCUGUGUGCGUGCCAGUGAUUCAAGUCAAAAAUUCAAUUUGGAAACAAUUGAAAUUAUUGUAAACAAAUAAUAUUUGGUAAUCCCACCGAGAGAGCGAUUGAUCCAUCGACGUAUAUAUAUAUUUCGAAAACGUCUUGCAUUUGAAGUCCGCUGGGAUGAUUUGUGUAUGUGAAGUGCGCUGCCAUUCAGAAGGAAAAAGAACACAAUGCUAUUUAUAAAACACAGCUAAUUUUUUGGCCGUAAAUGUUGUGAAUUAAGUGUGAAUAUUCCAAAAUUGACACAGCGAGCAAAAGGUGAGCGGGGAUUUGCCGACCAAAGUGAUCAAAGGAUAAUAAGGAUUUAGGAUCGCGAAAUCAGCCGUAAUUGCAAGGCACAGGAAACGCCAAUCCGGACGGGUUACGCAACAGCCCAGCUGAAAUCGCUGUGGUAAACGAAAAAUUCCGCACGCCUCGCGGCCACAUCCACAUCGUAUCACUCUCACAGUGUCCACAGCGGAUCGUCGUGCCUUUGGAGAAAGAGCGGAUGCGGAUGCUGGCCUGGUCCUGGUCCAAUUCCCAGUCGUCCAGCCGCUAAUUAUUCUAAAUGCGGAAGUAUUUUGUGUGAGUUGUCGCUGGGCGUUCUAAAUUAAGUCGCACAUUUUGCAAAAAACGAAAAGCUGCUAAGUUGUACGAGAACAGAUGCAUCAUCUAUAUCCAUCGCUGAAAGGCGAUCAGCUCUGCCCCCUCGGCUUUCAUCCACAGACUCGGUAUCCAACGCGAUGUAAGCGCUGUUUCCGGGAUUACAAGGAGCAUGGAGCCCGGAGGGCGGGCGAAGAGGUGGCCGCCUCCUCGCCCAAUCUAUCCGAUGCCCAGAGUUCGCGACCCACUUCCCGGACGUGGACUUCAACGCAAAAUCUUACCAGCGCGAAUAUAACCAACGGCAAUGAUAUAGUUGUCCACUUCAAUGUAGAGCUGAGGAAGCGUCCGCAGUCCUGGGCCUCUACGCCGGACAUUGACGAGCCGGACGAUGCCGGGCGCCGUCCGCAGCCAGCGGUCCCUAGCCGAGCAACCGUUGCCGAGGAUAACAAUGUGGCCGUCACUGUCAAGCUGCCGGUGCCGCCGCGGCGUCACACAACUGCCUUGGACAUUAAGGAGGUGGAACACGCUCUUACACCGUCAACCCGUGUCACAUCCUCGCCCAGUAAAACUUCAAGUAUUCCAGAUGAGUUAGUCAUCCUGUCGACAGACAGUCUAGCCGAGCGUGUCCGAAAAAUGAAUCUCCUCAAGAAGCAACGCAGUCUGAACUCCCGAGAAAACAGUCGCGAGCGAUCCGUUCCGCGGAGAGAUGAGGAAACCGAGUCCACUGCAUCCACUGCGCCAGCAGUUCCUGAUCGACCUGAGCGCAGUAAGUCGGGAACUUCGUUGAAUCAGACUCCACAAGCUGAGCUGAAACGCGCCGCGCUGCCACCAAAAAAAGUGGCGGUGGCUGCGGCCACGACAACAACGGCGUCCAGCAGCAGUGGAACCAGCAACCUGAAGACCACAACAUCCGUCUCUAGUGAAGUGAAGGUAGCUGCAUCUUCAAGUUCCAGUUCGGUGCGUCGCAAGGAAGCGGAUGUUGCCGUGGCCAGCAAGGAAAUUAAAAGACAAACCGUACCCGCUGCAUCAUCAUCCCACACCUCCUCCAACCACACAACCACUCCCAGCACGCCGGCCAAGUCCCAGGAUGCCCAGGCCAUGCAGGAGCAAAUGAAAUUGCUGCGAACGGAGUUGGAGACGAUGAAGGUACGGGCAGAGAGAGCGGAGCGCGACAAAAGCGAUAUCCUGCUGCGGCGUCUGGCCUCCAUGGAUACCAGCACCAAUCGGACAGCUGCAUCUGAGGCCCUAAAUCUCCAGCAGAAGCUAAACGAAAUGAAGGAGCAGCUGGACCGAGUCAGCGAUGACAAGCGCAAGCUGAACCUUCGGAUGAAGGAGCUGGAGAGCAAGGGCAGCGAGUCCGAGCUCAGGCGGAAGCUGCAGGCCGCCGAGCAGAUUUGCGAGGAGCUGAUGGAGGAGAACCAGUCUGCCAAGCGGGAGAUACUCAAUCUGCAAGCCGAGAUGGACGAGGUGCAGGACACGUUCCGCGAUGACGAGGUGAAGGCAAAGACCAGCCUGCAGAAGGAACUUGAGAAGGCCACCAAGAACUGUCGCAUCCUCAGCUUCAAGCUAAAGAAGAGCGACCGCAAGAUUGAGACGCUGGAGCAGGAGCGCCAGAGCUCCUUCAACGCCGAACUGAGUGCGAAGGUCAAAAAAUUGGAGGAGGAGCUGCGAUUCUCUAGUGAGCUCACCAGGAAGCUGCAGACCGAGGCCGAAGAGUUGCGAAACCCUGGGAAGAAGAAGGCGCCCAUGCUAGGUGUUCUGGGCAAGUCGACAUCGGCGGAUGCCAAGAUCACCAGAGAGUCCCUCACGCGUGGAGGCUCACAGGAAGAUCCGCAGCACUUGCAGCGCGAGCUACAGGACUCCAUUGAGCGGGAGACGGACCUAAAGGACCAAUUAAAAUUCGCCGAAGAGGAGCUUCAGCGACUCAGGGAUCGGGAUCGAGAGCGAAAGCGGGUUAGAUUCAGUUGUGGCACUCAGACCUUUCACGAAAUGCAAUCUGAAUUGGUGGCUUUCCCUCGAGGCACUCAGACCGAGGCCUUGGUACAGAGUGAUGUGUCCACCAGUAUGGAGAACUGGGUGGCCACAAAAGAGGGUGUCACCCAAACUGAUCUAGAACGAGAGAUUACGCCGUCGCCAUUUAUGGGGCUUUUCCCAUCAUCAUCAUCAUCGUCGCACUCGAGAGUUGGUCAAUCCAAUCGCUCCCUACUCUUUCCCAGCGCCAUUUCGCAUGUCCUUCUGAGUGGAGCAGGUCGUAAGCUCAGCCCCACCCCGCAUCCUCAUCGCCUCGCUCCCGAGGUCCAGGCCGAUCGCGACGAGGGAAUCUCCGACGAGGAUGACCCUGCCGAGCUGAGAAUUCUGCUGGAGCUGAACGAGCAGGAGGCCUCCAUACUGCGCCUCAAGGUGGAGGAUCUGGAGAAGGAGAAUGCCGAGUCCAAGAAGUAUGUGCGUGAGCUUCAAACCAAGCUGCGGCAGGACAAUUCCAGUUCCAGUGGCAGCAAGAGCUCUCUUCUCAGCUUCGGAACGUCUCCGAGUGCGGCCGAAAAGAAACUGAAGACCCUCAACGAGGAGCUGAGCCUGCUGCGAAAGACGCUGCAGGAGAAGGAGCAGGCGGCUGAGUCUCUCAAGGACCAACUCAGCAGAUUGAGCACACUGGAAACCGAAAACGACAAGUUGGCCAAGGAGAAUAAGCGGCUCCUGGCUCUGCGCAAGGCCAGCGAAAAGAACGGCGAGGUGGAUGCAAAGAUGAAGGAAUCUCUGGCAGUGGCCCAGCGGGAAAGGGAUGAGCUGACUGCUCGGCUGAAGCGGAUGCAGUUGGAAGCGGAUGCCAAGCUGCCAGCUCGCACUGCCAAAAGGGUCAACGAUCUGACGCCCAAGAGCCAUCUUAAGAAAUGGGUGGAGGAGUUGGAGGACGAGAUCAGCGAGAUGCGGGUAAUGCUCAGCUCCAGUGGAACUGAUCAGCUCAAGGCCCUACAAACAGCCAAGGGGAGUCUUGAGGAAGAGGUGCAGAAAUAUAAACAGAAGCUGACCCUGGCCGAGGGCGACGUCCAGCGAUUGAAGCUUCUCAAUGGCACCAGCAGCAAGGUCAACGAGCUGGAACAGAAGCUCAAGCGCAGCGAUGAGGAUGCCAAGAAACUUAACUCGAAGCUCAAGGAUUUGGAGGAGAAGCUCAAAAAGCAGGACGUUCAACUGAAGCAGACUGAGGUGAACAAGUCCAGUUUGGAGACGCAGAGCAAGCGGGAGAAGGAGAGGCUAUCGGGCCUGGAGAAGGACUUGGAAAAGCAAGGCAAGGAAAAGGAGAAGCUGGAGGCCAAGAUCACCCAACUGGACGCGGAUCUACUCAGUGCCAAGAAGACAGCCGAGAAGAACAAAUCGAGCUUGGAAAAGGAGAUCAAGGAUCUCAAGGCCAAGGCCAGCAAGUCAGAUAGCAAGCAAGUGCAGGAUCUCAAGAAGCAAGUGGAGGAGGUCCAGUCCUCGCUAAGCUCGGAGCAAAAGCGCUACGAGGACCUCAACAACCUGUGGGAGAAACUCUCCGAGGAAACUAUCCUGAUGCGGGCCCAACUCACCACCGAGAAGCAGAGCCUUCAGGCCGAGCUGAACGCCAACAGGCAGAAGAUCUCCGAGAUGGACACCAUCCGAAUCGAGCGCACCGACAUGGCUCGCAAGUUGAAUGAAGCUCAAAAGAAGAUCGCCGACCUGCAGGCCAAAGCCCUCAAGACCUCCAAUGGCAAUGGCGGCGAGUACGAGCGCACGGUUCUCAAGAACAAGCUGUCGGAGAAGGAGCACGAGUAUGAGCGGCUGCGCCGAGAGAACGAGAUGAACAUCGACCUGGUAUUCCAGCUCCGUAAGGAUAACGACGAUCUCAAUGGCAAAUUGAGCGAUUACAACCGGAUCGAGCAGGCCCAGCUAUCGUUGAAUGGCCAUGGAGCGAGACGAGAUGCUGAGAUCAGGGAUCUGAAGGACCAAUUACAAAACACUGAGCUUCAAAUGAAGUCUGAGGUGGCUACCACUCGACUGCGGUACGAGCAGCAGGUGAAGAACCUCAGCGGAGAACUGAACUCAAUGCAGCGCCAAUGUGAACGCUUCAAGAAAGAUCGAGACGCCUUCAAGCAGAUGCUGGAAGUGGCGCAGAAGAAGAUCGGGGAUCUGAAGGCCAACAACACGGGCAGACAAAGUCGUGGUUCCAUGCACAGCAGCGAUGACGAUGACAAGAGCAAGAUCGCCUACUUGGAACAGCAGAUUGGUCAUCUGGAGGAUCAGCUGGUCGAGUCCCGGCUAGAGUCCAGCAAGGUCAAGACCGAACUUGUCUCCGAGCGCAGUGCCAACGAGAUCAAAAUCUCCGAGAUGCAAUCGAAGCUGAACGAGUUCGAAGAGGAACGGGUCAUCGGAUCGGGCAGCACCAAGUUGCCGGGCAUGAAGACUAAGCUGGAGUUGUCCUGGCAGAAGGAGCGGGAGGAUCAGCAGCGUCUGCUGCAGGAGACCUCCACUCUGGCCCGAGAUUUGCGCCAGACCCUCUUUGAAGUGGAACGCGAGCGGGACAAGGAGCGGCUGGAGUCCAAGCGAAAGUUGGACCAAAUCAAGCGCGCCACCGAGGAGGAAAUGGAGGAGGGACGCAAAAAGAUUGCCGAGCUUCAGUGCGAUCUGCUGGAGCUGCGCGAUGUCCAUGCCAAACUGCGUACCUCCAACGAGAAGUUAAGGCGCGAGCGUGAACGCUACGAAAAGGAACUGAUCAAGAGACGCAUGGAGGCGGAUGGCGGCGACCGAAAGGUGGGGGCUCUUUUGCAAACUGUUGACGAGCUAGUGAAGAUCGCUCCUGACCUUAAAAUGGUGGGCAGCGGAGGAUCCUCGCGAGGCGGCACCGGAUACGAUAAGAACUUGCGUCCAGAACAGCCGGAUGUGCGGCGCAGUCGAUCGCCCUCGCCAACGCUUAGCAGCUCACAAAUCACCAAUGUCCUGGCGCGAUUGGCUGAGGCGUCCGAGGAGUUGCGAAAGUUCCAGAGGCUAAACGAAGACGAACAGGAGCGGAGCCGGAUUCGACGCGGCAAUUUGCGACGAGCUGCCUCGCAGGAAAACGAUCACCACGGCAGCACUAGCUCGGUGGCCAGUGCAGCGGGCUCACAGCGCGGCGGGAAUCGCGUCUCCCGGAAUUCGUCCAAUAAUGGCAGCCUGAUUCGAAAGAGCCUCUCACUGGAUCACUCCAUACAGAGGGAUCAGAACAUUUGGCGCCAGGACGAUGGCAGUGUGUCCUCAAUGCAAUCUAUUGACUCGGAGCUAGGCGGCCUGGUCCGAGACUCCAGCUUGGAUUCACGACUCGAUUCGCGUCUAUCGGGAGGAUCCACCCAGAGCGAUUUACCCCGGGGACCUCGCAAAAAGAAAAAGGGCAUCAUGGGCAAGCUGCGCAGCCUGACCAAGAGCAGUCGCAAUUCCGAGAGUGAAAUAUCAAUUCAAGGAUCUGAUUCAGACAUCAGCGUUGCCAGCGAUAUGAGGUCGAGCAAAAAGGAUCUGCGUGGCCGGCUUUCCGGGAUGUUCAAGCGCUCCGGCUCUAAUUCACGCAGCGAGAGCAUGGAACGAGCUGGGUCCGAGCAGAGACCCGUGGCCGUUACAGUCGUGGGACAUCCGGAUGGACCACAGCCUCGCGAGCCGCCACCUGCCAAUUCCCUUACACCGAGACCGAUACGUUCUAUCCCAAAACCACCCAGCGGCGGAGGAGUACCCACCACACCAACCACAAGACGACGUGUAGCCAAGUAGUCAUCAUCGAUCGGAGCGCAUAGUUUCCAAUUUCAUAGGACUCAU